UUCACUGCCAGUUGCUGCCAGUACUGAAAAUCUAUAGUUUACGUCACAUAUAUUGUAGAUUUUCAGUAUUAAAAGUAAAUAUCGGAACGCAGCCAAAGCUAUGAGCUAGACAUGUGAUAAUUGCGUGUUAGAGGUUAUAUUGUGUGAAUAAUUUUUCAGUGAUAUUAAUUAGGUAUUAUUUUGAAAAGAUUAUUAAUGAAGAUCAUCUUCAAUGUGUUUUUUUUCAAUAUUAUUUAUUUUGAAAUAAAUUAUAAUAAUGAGUAAAGUUAGUAAAGGUGGAUUUUCCUGUGUCAUGUGUAAAAACAUAUCUGGACGAAACGCAGGAAUAAAAUUUUUUCGUUUUCCAAAAAAUCCAGAAAUGUCUAAAUUAUGGCUUAAAGCUUGCAAUCGUACGAUAAAAAAAACAACCGAAGAACUUUAUAAAAAUUAUCGAAUUUGUAGUGCUCAUUUCAACGAAAACAUGUAUCUUAAUGAUUUAAAAACUAGACUCCUACCUCGAGCUAUACCCAAUGCGAUACAGACCACCUCAAAUUUUAUGGCAAAUCCAAAUGGUGACACUAACGUUAUUUUACAAGAAAGUACAGGAUAUGGAUAGGAAUUCUAUCACAAAUUAGAGACAAAUAAAUUAUCAUUAGAGGGACAAAUGGAAUUAACUGAAAAUAAGAAUUCCAGUAAGUUUCAAAUAGCAGAAAUAAAUACAAUAAUUUAAAAUAAAUUAAUGAUUAGCAAUGUAUUACUUUUAGUUAGUACAGUGUAACACAUAAUAAAAAUAAUUGUGUAUUGAUGUUAUUUGUAACUGAUGGAAUGCUAAUGAUAUCAGAAGAGCGCAAUAUUUUAAGAGAGGAAAUUGAAAAUCUUGAGUCUUCGAAAGCAUUCAGUAAACAAAUACAAACGCCUCUGAACCCAGGCAACCAGCUGACGUCGAAAUGACGUAAAUUUACGUGAUUUUUGUCACUAAUUGGUGACUAUGACCUAAAAAUGACGUUAUUUUAAACGUCAUAACAAUCACGUCAGUAUAUACGUCAUAAGUAUACGUCAUAUAUGACGUAACUAUUGGUUUUUGGAGUAACGUCAGUUGGAAAAAAUAAAUAAGACGUCAUAAUGACGUUAUUUAAAUGACGUUAUUUAUAAACUUUAUUUAAAUUUUAUCAAAACACGGUUUUGUUAAAAAAUUGUGUAUAUUUAUGUAUUAUACGUAAAUAUUUUGUACAUUCGUUGUUCGUCCACCCACUGUUGAGAAUUAACCACCUUUCAUGCGCACUCUCGACAGGCAAAAGGGCUGCGCGACGCGCAGCGUGAGUCUGGACUCGUCGCUGCCGGAACCAUGUCGUAUAUCUCAACGGUCUCAACUUCGUUAUAGCACUCGUAAUGUUAUCAAUUGAUGUUGGUUUUAUCACAUUCGUUAUUCGUCAGAGUGGAUGUAAUUAUUUAUUUUAAGUGUAUAGCCGUGUCUUUAUUCAGUUAUAGAAUUUAAAGGAUCCUUGGAAGUAGCCGUAGUGUGUACAAAGUGACUAACACCAAGAAAAAAAGAAGUUUUCUGGCCACCAUACAAAGAGAAUGGAAUCUUUAUUAGAGCACUCAAAAAAGAAGAAAAACUCGAUCCAAAGACAUGGAAAUUACAUAUGGUCGAAAGAAUAUUUUAUGAAACUGAUAAUCUAGACGUAGCAUUUAAGAAAAGGAAAAAAGUGGAAUACACAUCUAACGUAGACACCGACAGUGAGAAGGAGAGAAAAAGGCGAAAAAUAAUAGCGAAAAAAUUAGCUUUUAAUAAUAGCAGUUCUAAUUCUGAAGCUGAAAAAGUUUCCUCAGUAAAACAGCCAAAAACAAUAAAAAUUUCUCAGAAGAGUAAUUCUUCGAUUUCUUCAAAUGAAGAGGGGGAUGUGAGAAUGACAUCACCUCAAUCAAUCUCCAGUCUUUCGACUAGCCUUACUCCACGUUCUAUUAAUAAUACUCCUGCAGAGCCUACUCCAUCAAGAAAUCGUCCAAGGGAUGAAGCCGGCCAAGAUGUGAGAUUUAAUAAAAAAGGUUUUUAUUUAUUACUUGAACAUAUUUUAACAAUUAAGGAGCAAAACAAACAAAUGUUGGCAUUGUUGACACAGAUACAAGCAGAACGGCAAAUUUAUCCAGAUAAUCCUUUUGAUUUACGUCUUAAAUCAUACGAUGACGUUAAGGCAUUUGAAGAAUAUUUAAAAGCUUCAAAAGAGAACUGUGAAAAAAUGAUAUCUUACCUUGCUACUCUCGGAGGAAGCGGAACAGUCUCCAUAACCAAUCGGAUUUUGAAGUAUCUUAUCAGCGACUUAGCAGCAACAAAAUUUAAUUACUUCGGGUCACGAUCAAACAAAGAACCGUUUCACAAAUUAGAAAUAAAGAAACUUAUUUUAUCUGCAGUUUUGAAAAAUAGACAAGGGAUACGAGAUAUUGAAGUAGAGAAUGCAAUGAAAGUUUGGCUCAAACACGCUCCUCAGAGGCAUAAGAAUAUGUUAAAGAAGCAAACAAGAAACGAUGAUCCGGAAGCUCAAUCGACCUAAGCUAUGUUGACUGCUGCAGUAAGCCUAUACCACCAAAGUAUUACUAGUUUUGUUAUGUACAUUUGACUUUACAUAAAUAUUUCCAAUUUUUAUUUUUUCUAAACUACGUUUAUUAAAAAAGUUAGUAAUAGUAGUUUUUAAAAGUAUAUUUGUUAUUAUUCUUUAUAAGUGUAAUUAUACAAUGUUUAAGAAAAAAUUUAAGUUAAAAGAAAUUGUUAGUAAACGACAAUUAAAUAGGAGAAUUAAUGCAACUGUCCAGUCGGAAACGCAAGUUGUGUGCAAUAAAUCUUUGCGAUUUGGUAAUAGCUGUUAUAAUGAAUCUACGCAAGUUGACAAUAGUCUCAAUCAUUCUUUACGCUUUGAAAAUAAUUGUUUUGAAAAUCUUUUACAAGUUGACAAUAAUUAUAAUUGUCCAUCUAAUAAUAUUUUAGAAGGCUAUGAUUCAACUACAGAUAACAUAUCACAAUUAACAAAUUUUGAUAAUAAAUUUCACAAUCAAUCAAAUCUUCAAUAUUCAUCUGUUGUUACAUCAUUUGAACAUUCCAGUUUAAAAGAAAGAUUAACAUGUUGGGCUUUAUCUGAGAAAAUACCACAUACUUCAAUUACUAAUCUUCUACAUGUUCUUUAUGACUUUCAUCCAGAUUUACCAUUAGAUUGCCGUACAUUGCUAAAAACUCCUCGAAAAAUUAAAUUAAAAAAGUUGUUUAAUGGCGAAUACAUUCAUUUUGAUUUAAACGAUACUUUGACUAACAUAAUAAAAGUAAAUAAAAAUUAUUUGUAUAAUCCUUUGAAAAUCAGUUUUAACAUUGACGGUUUACCUAUUUUUAAAAAUUCGAAUAGUCAAUUUUGGCCUAUUUUAGGUCUAAUAAAACAAAAAAAAAUGAAGCCAUUUGUGAUUGGAAUUUUUUGCGGUGAAUCGAAACCAAAUACUUUAAAAAUGUUUUUAGAAGAUUUUAUUGCAGAUUUAAAUUUUUUAUUGCAUAAUGGAAUUAGCUAUGAAGGUAUUUUUUUUGCUGUAGAAGUUCAUAGUUUUGUUUGUGACGCGCCCGCAAAAGCAUACAUAAAAUGUCACAAGUCACAUGGUGGAUAUUCUUCUUGUGACAAGUGUACAGAGUACGGAUCUUAUGUAGAUGGACGAAUAAUUUUGCCAAUUAAAAACAAUGCUAGUAAAAGAACUGAUUUAACAUUUUCUGAACAAACAGAUGAAACUCAUCAUUUAGGUGUCUCACCUUUAACAGACUUAAAAAUUGGCUUAGUUAGCAAUUUUCCAAUUGAUUAUAUGCAUGCUGUUUGCUUAGGGGUUAUGCGAAAACUUCUUAACACUUGGACUGGGGGUAAUCUUAAAGUUAGACUUAGCAGCAGGUUGGUAAAAACAUUAUCUGAUCAAUUAUUGUCAUUAAGAGGUUAUAUUCCUGUAGAAAUUAAUAGAAAGCCCAGAGCUAUUAAGGAUUUAGCAAGAUGGAAAGCCACUGAGUUCCGAACAUUUUUAUUGUACUUGGGACCUCUCGUUCUUAAAUAUAUUCUUGACAUUGGAGUUUAUGAAAAUUUUUUAUUAUUUCACUGUGCAAUUUUAAUUCUUUGUUCUAACUAUUUGAUUAAAAAAAUUGGGGUGAAAACUGCUAAUAAAUUAUUGAGAGAGUUUGUAAUUCAUUGUGAACGGAUAUAUGGAAAACAAUAUUUAGUAUAUAAUGUACAUAUUUUAAUACAUCUUUGUGAUGUAAACAUAUUUGGUAAUCUUGAUAUGUUCUCGACAUUUCCAUUUGAAAAUUUUUUAGAUCAAUUAAAACAACUUGUUAAAGGUCCAUAUAAACCUUUACAUCAAGUUUAUGGUCGUUUAGUUGAAGGAAUGAAUAAUAUUCAAGCUAUUUCUCAAAGUUCAAUUGAAUUUCUUUACGAGCAUAAUUCUGGUCCAUUACUAAACUUUAAUACAAGCUAUAAACAAUUUAUGAAGGUUAUUUUCAAUGAUUUUUUAUUGACCAAUUGUGACUCCUCAAAAGCAGAUUGUUAUUUUUUAACAAAGGACAGAAAAGUUGUAAAAAUAUAUAAUAUUGUUAGUAACAAGUGUGAUAACUUUUUGAUUGGAAAAUAUUUUACUGAAUGUUCUUCCUUGUACGAUUAUCCAUUCUCUUCAACUUACUUAAAUAUAUAUAAGUUACGAGGUGGUUUUUCAAAUUUGCAAAAGUGGGCGUUCUCAGAUAUAGCUACUAAAUGUAUUAUUUUUCCUUUGAGCCAAAAUAAUAAUUUUGUAUCGUUUCCGCUACUUCAUACAAGAGAAAGCGACAAAUAACUGCGUGAGAGUGAUUAAGCUUGCUUUUGAAAAUUUAAUUUUAAGUAAAAAAAAA
This is a messenger RNA of Monomorium pharaonis (pharaoh ant), 4870 nucleotides long. RefSeq lists its product as uncharacterized. The transcript has 8 exons. The record is from RefSeq and is a predicted model, not a curated record. Bases 1623 to 2528 code for a protein of 301 amino acids. Lineage: Eukaryota; Metazoa; Arthropoda; Insecta; Hymenoptera; Formicidae.